UCCAAAUUCUGAAAAUUGUCUACCGGCUUGAAGUCAGAAAACACCUUUUAUUUAUGUAAGUUUUAACUUCCACUUUACAAACUCGUUGAGUUACAACUGCAUCUUGCUCGCCCAUGACUGUGUAACUGUCUCAGCCGUGACGCUUCUGUGGAUAUCCCAAAAUGGAAGAAGUUGAGAGUGAGUGCGAUUUGAGAACGAGAACAUUGGAUGUGACACUGCAGGGUGGAGCACCGUGGGGAUUCUCCGUGAAAGGUGGUUCGGAACACCGGUGUCCGCUCACUAUUGCUAGGAUUGAGCCAGAAGGGAAGGCCAGCCAAUCAGGAGUCCUCCAAGUCGAUGACAUCAUCUUGAGCAUUAACAACGAGGAAUGUGAAUCGCACACAGAGGCAAUCCAACUUGUCAAGGGUUCCCCUAGCAACUUGAAACUCAUCAUCCAAAGGUAGGUCACAUUGUUUGUUUUCUGUCUGUCUAUCUGUCUGUCUGUC
This is a messenger RNA of Asterias rubens (European starfish), 485 nucleotides long. Its product is annotated as synaptopodin-2-like. NCBI's taxonomy places the organism in Eukaryota, Metazoa, Echinodermata, Asteroidea, Forcipulatida, Asteriidae. The transcript is spliced from 2 exons. Gene Ontology annotation, molecular function: actin filament binding. Bases 162 to 443 code for a protein of 93 amino acids. The record is from RefSeq and is a predicted model, not a curated record. Gene Ontology annotation, biological process: actin filament organization. Gene Ontology annotation, cellular component: apical plasma membrane; apical junction complex; cortical actin cytoskeleton.